AUGCCUACUGUCUGCGGCUUGCUCGCCGCUGCCGCCGCCGCCGCCGACCGCGACCGGGUCAGCCAGCAGCGGUACGCGGUCCAGAGCGCCCCGAGCCCGAAUACCGCCGCGACGACGCCCGCGACGACGAACGACGUCGUGUCCCUCUCCGUCGACCUGCUCGAGCUCGCGAUUGGCACGGGCACCCGCCGCCGCCGCGGGCUCGCCGCUUCGGGGGCCGCGUCCUCGCCUGAGUUGCCUCGACCGAACCGGCCGACCCCGGCGCUCGCGGCGCAGGGGGGUAUGAGCGUGAGGACGAGGACGAGGAGGGUGUGGAGGAAAGGGGAGGACAUGGUCGCGGUGCUGCUGGAUUCUGUUGGGUUGCUGGGGGCUCGGGGAUGUGCUGAGAGCUCGACGUCGGAUGCCUGCUUAGCGUUGCCAGUCGUCCACCUCGAGGUUAGGGAUGUCAUAUCAAAGGUGACGGGCCAAGAGUGGACCGAAAUGGAGGCUGACGCUGCAUGGCUCAUAUGA
Messenger RNA from Epithele typhae, 510 nucleotides. RefSeq lists its product as uncharacterized. Lineage: Eukaryota; Fungi; Basidiomycota; Agaricomycetes; Polyporales; Epitheliaceae. The coding region runs from base 1 to 510 and encodes 169 amino acids. The record is from RefSeq and is a predicted model, not a curated record. The transcript has 2 exons.